AUGGCGAGGAGCAAGACUGACCACGACGUCUUUCGCCACGAUGACGACGAUGAUACUAGCUCGGACGAGAUGGAUGCAGACCAUCUCGCGGAGCGAGUGGCGGAGCCAUCACGCAAGAGGAUGAGGAGGACCAAGCACAGUGCCAUCUAUGGCAUUUUUGGUGACGACGAUAACGAGCGCGACGGUGGCGUGCGGAGGACGGUUAGGGCAACGGAUUCGAGCGGCAGAAAGAUCGACUAUCGAGCUGGACAGGCAUUCGUGCGCGCAUCCACGUCAGCUCAAGCAGAAGAAGCGCAAGAUACACAGGAUCAGACAGGCUCAAACUCGACACACUCGAGUUCUGUUCAGGACGACCGAGACGCGCGACAAGACGAUUUUCACCCUGCCUCGUUCUACUCGACUCGCCCAGGCAUUGGGUCUAGCGCAGCACGAGAGUCAAGCACACCAUGCGAACAGAAGAGUGUCAGCAAACGAUCCGCAGCAAGAGCGGGUAUCGGUGCUAGUAGUUGCAGCUCAUCCAUCGACACUGAAGCACAAGCUUGUUCGCGCCAAAGCGGGCUCACCUCGCUCUCCAUGUUUGUCUCUGCCGGAUCGACCAAGGCUUGCGAACCCAGUUAUUCAUCUCAGCCUCGUAAUACGAUAGAACCAUCUGCACCUAGUCGUACAUCCAUGCGCGAUCCGUCUUUGCGCGACGAAAAACUCGAAACAGAAGAGCGUGAAAUGUCGGCGUCCGGCCUACCGACAUCGUUCACGACACCGCAGCGUCCUGUAACGCCGUCGUCUACGUUCCAACGUGCUCGGAAAGCCGAGGUAGCUGUACCCAAGACGACGAUCAAGUUUGGCGCGAAAUUCGAUCCUUCCGCAUACCUCGCGUCGAUGGGUUGGACAGGUGGGGGAUUGGGUCGCUCCGGUCAAGGGAUCGUCAAGCCGAUCGAGGUGCAAGUACGCCCGGAGCGAGCGGGAAUCGCGUACGGCGGGAUCAAAGAAAAGACGUCGCAUGCGAAAGCCGAAGCGCGGCAUCGUGGCGAAGCUGGAUCGUCGGACCAAGAGCAACGUCAACGUAAGCGUUCGCAGGGUGAACCGGAGAAAGCGAAACCCGAAGCCAAAGCAUGGACAAAGGCGUCGACGCCAAAAUCGCGCAAGCCAAAGAUCGAGCAUCGCACGUACGAAGAGAUCAUUGCCGAAAUCGGCGCACUACCGACGACACAUAGCACGGUAGGUAAGAUCUACGAUGCGAGCAGCGGAGUGUUGAGAGAGGUGGAGGAUCUGGCUAGCGCGUUAAAAGCCAAACGGGUGCCGACGAGCGCUGCGACCGAACUGCCAGAACUGCAGCACAACCUGAGGCUGAUAUGCGAGAACAACGCGCAGAGCUUGGGCGCGUUAGCGAGGGAAGGCGCGCAGUUGAAGCAGAGGAGGACGUGGUUGACGAGCGAGAGAGAGCGCGCAAUAGUCAAGAAGAAGGAGGAGGAGAUGAGCAUGCAAAAGGUGAGAGGAGCCUUGCAGGUGGUGAAGCGUUUCGAGGCGGUUGCCAAGCGGAUUGGCGAUGGCGAGGUUGGUCUAGAUGGUGGAGAAAGUGUGCUGGAAGAAUUUACACCUCUGAUCGAGCAACUGCAACGCGAGUACGACGAAAAGCAAAUCUUGCAACUCGCACUGGACCAAGCUGUGGUCGAGGCGAUUACUCCUGCUUUACGCGCGAUUUGGUGUGGGUGGAAACCACUCGAGCAACCGCGCCUGACGAGUCGGUACCUUUGCCAGUGGAAAGCGCUUCUACCGAAUCAAGACAGUGUGGCUCCGAGCUCGUCGAGCGCGACAAUGACGCCGUUUGAUGCGCUGCUUUGGACGUACUGGAUGCCGAGGGUGCGCACGUGUCUCAGCACGUUUUCAGCGCGGCGGCCGGCGUCGGCGAUCGAUCUUGUCGAAGCGUGGCGUCCUGUGUUGGCGCGCUUCAUGUUUGACAAUAUCAUCGACCAGCUUAUCGUGCCACGUUUAUCGCGCAGUGUAGCUGCGUGCGAUGCACCGACGUCGAUGGAUGCGUUGGAGCAGAUCGUGUUCCCGUGGCUGGCGGUGCUGGGCGUCGAGCGACUCGCCGAGGUCUUGACGCAGGCCAAACAACGCUUGCGAUCCGCACUCAAGAUGUGCAGCAUUUCACAAGGGCCGAGUCGUGGCUUGCGCGAUUGGUCGAGCUUGUAUACGACGGCUGCGGAAUGGGAGGCGCUUCUGCUGUCGUCUCUGGUGCCACGGCUUUCGGCGUACCUGAAACGACGUUUGACGAUCAGUGCUGGUGAAACGCAGGAUAUGACGCCGUUAGUAGAUGUAUUGAAGUGGAGCAAGGUGGUCGGUGCGACGGUGAUGGAGAGCGUGGUGGCGAGCGACUUUUUCGCCAAGUGGCUCGACGUGUUGUGUGCAUGGUUGAAGAGCGAGGUGCACGAGUGGGUGGGGAUGGACGAGUGGUAUUUGUUCUGGCGUCGAUGGUGGAGUGAGAAUGUAGGUGGUGGAGAGGUCGGGUUUGCGAUCGGCCUGGACGUCAUCAAUGCAGCAUUAGACAUGACUGCUGACGAGAGGAGCAAGCUCAAGACUCCUCCCUUUGCGCACACUGCAAGUACUGCUCCAUCCACUCCAAGUGGGAUGCCGAUACGCACGCUACCACAGGCGCAUGUCUCGUUACGUGAUGUGCUCGCCGAGCGACUGGCACAACACGACUUGUUGCUCACCAGAUCCUCCCAAGUCCACGCUACAGGCGUGGUCGGCACAGCCAAUAUCUGGCGCAUCUCGUCGUCCCCCACAUCGCGCACACAUGCCAACAAGUCGAGCUUGAUCUACAUCCACGACCAUGUUGUUUUCCAACACGACCCUGCGCUCGAUUCUUGGUGCCCCGUAUCCAUCGACCACCUCAUCAACUCAAUGCGUUAA
Messenger RNA from Mycosarcoma maydis (corn smut), 2910 nucleotides. RefSeq lists its product as uncharacterized. Gene Ontology annotation, cellular component: U2-type post-mRNA release spliceosomal complex. Gene Ontology annotation, molecular function: nucleic acid binding. Gene Ontology annotation, biological process: spliceosomal complex disassembly. The record is from RefSeq and is a predicted model, not a curated record. NCBI's taxonomy places the organism in Eukaryota, Fungi, Basidiomycota, Ustilaginomycetes, Ustilaginales. The coding region runs from base 1 to 2910 and encodes 969 amino acids. The transcript has a single exon.